AUGAAACCUGUGUCUUCUAUUAACAGUAAACGCAACAAAACUGAGAAUGCAAACAAGAAAUGCCCCAAUAUGAAAAAACAAAAGGGUGAAUACGGCCUAUUCUUCUUCACUGUGGUAAUCAACAUCAUAUUUACGAUACAGAGUCUUCUGGUGGAGAGAGUCUCAUCCUACGAGUACAAUUCAGGCACAAAAUUCUCAUUUCCGUACCUGAUUGUGUUUUUGAAGGGGUUCCUGGUCUUAUGCACCAUAAACACAUUCGACUUCAUAAUCUCAACCAGUCUCUUCAUGCACCUGUUUCUGAUGGCUGUGUUGAUAUUUAUUCAAGAACAGCUUUCAUUUCUAGGAACACAGUUGCUCACGUACAGAACAAUGCAGAUUUCAAGCACACUCAAACUUAUUCCAAUUGUGGCUGCAAAAAUAAUUGUUUUUGGAGAGAAGGUGAGUGAUCAGACACUCUACAGUUGUGUUGCAACCACAAUAGGAUCAUUCAUAUUCGCAGUGGACUUUUCACUACUCACAAAGACAGGUAAGAUCGAAUCAAAUACGAUUCUUGGAAUUGUGGUAAUUUGUAUGAUUUUAUGCAUUCAGGGAUUCGUGAAUUCAAUGCAGGAUUUCGUCUAUAGGCGAUAUUCCAUUUCAUCAGCAGUGAUGAUUCUGUAUACGAACAUAUUUAAGGUGUCAUUGAGUUUAAUACAGACACUCAGAAAUACGUCACCAAUAGUCAACUUUGUGAAGAAGGAUCCAAUUGUGGUUCUACACAUUGCUGGUGUGGUCUUGUUAGGUGCAGUUGGCCAGAGAAUCAUAUAUUCGUGUGUCAAGAGGAAUGGAACAAUCCUUACAAACUACAUCACCCUGACACGAAAGAUCAUCUCAAUCAUCUUGACUAGCAUUGUAUACGAGCAUCCACUCCAUCUCAGGCAUUUUAUUGGUCUUUCUUUCAUUGGCCUGGGCACGUGCAUUCUGGCCAUACAGAAAACCAAGACAAAUAGAUCCAAAAAUAGUUAA
This is a messenger RNA of Enterospora canceri, 1005 nucleotides long. NCBI's taxonomy places the organism in Eukaryota, Fungi, Microsporidia, Enterocytozoonidae. The record is from the annotation of a GenBank genome assembly.